CCUCCGAUCAUUCACUGGAUUGAAGCUUUCUUCAAUGUCGCUUUCAGAAGGAACAGAAACCAGCAAAUGAGCCAUAAAAAGUACUGGCAAGAUUUACCUCCACCAGUGGUAGCGCGCAUGUGUAUCUUCCCAAAAGCAGCAGGAGUGUAGGCUGAGAGACUCAUUAAACAAAAUAACCGGAAGUAGCCUAGAGUGGUCACUUCCUCUUAGGUCUUUUCGGAGUUCGCUGCAAGGACUGUGCGUGUGCGUGGAGUGCGGCCUUUGGAAGUGUGGGUGUCCGCACUUCUGGUCCCGCGUGCGGUUGUCCCGUAUCUCCGAGGUGCAGCGAGCGUUAGGAGAGUGGCGGCGAGCUGAGAGGACGCUGGGAGGCCUCGCGCGCGUUUGUUCUACAGACCCUACACAGACCCAGAGGACAUUUAUCAGAUAGGCCAAGAGGCUGCACCCUUGCCCGUGUCUGAGCCUGCCCACAACUUCCAUCCUGGUGACCUUAUGUGGGUGAAGAGGAUGCUAUCCCAGAGCCAGAGGCCAACAUAGCAAGGCCCAUACCCUGUGAUCCUUACCACUUCUACACCCUGUGUACCCGUCACACCCAUCUGGAGGAGCCUACAAAAGAUAACAGAGAUGAGUUGUCACCAGGUCUUCCAUCCUUCUAAAGACAAGACUAACAUGGACCUGAUCAUCAUAGUUAGCCUAUUUUGUUGUUUUGAUUAUUUUGUAUGAUUCUCAAUAUUAACCCUUUAAAAUUUAUGUCACCUAUGUGCUGCAGUGGGCUUCCCCCCCUCUUCCCUUGUUUCAUAUUUCUCUUCAGCAAUGCCUGAUCUAAAAUAUUUACAACUUUCUGAAAUAGAGAUGAAUGUAGAUACUAAGUGCUAUAGAGAAAGAUGUGGAUGAUUACUUCUUACCGGGGAGAGACCCAUGCCCAUUAAAUUAUCAUCUGAGGGUCCUUGGGAUCUUUGUAGACAAGUCAAAAUAUACUUUCUCCCUUCCUCCCAGAUCAGAACUUUAGGAGAAUGUAGAUUGAUUAAUGAUAACAGAACAAAUUUUGUAGUUAAUUAUAAAUUUCAUUCACUUAGUAAAGACUCAACCAGUGGACACAGAAUGAAACAAUUUUUAUUUCAGGGUCCGUUAACUUUCAAGGACGUGGCCAUAGAAUUUUCGCGGGAGGAGUGGGAAUGCCUGAACUCUGCUCAGAGGACUUUGUACUGGGUUGUCAUGUUGGAGAAUUAUAGCAACCUGGUCUCUGUGGGCCUUCCUAUAUCAAAACCAGAACUUGUCAUCUGUCUUGAACAAAACAAAGAAUCCUCAAUUGCAGGCAUAGAGGAGGCAAAAGGCAUAGAAUCAGCCCUGUCGUGCUUUCUUAACAAGGAGCUAUUCAAAACAGGGAACAAACAAGAAUCUGUCGAGAGAGAAGGAUCAAGACAAUUUGAAAGUAAUAACCUCAGAAAGUUACAUGUAAGGAAAUUCUGGGAAUGUACAGGUGACAAUGAAGAGCAUGAAUUAUGUGUUGAUGGAAAUGAUCUUUAUGCAACACCCACUGCUGACGUUCCUAACAGAGGAGAUCGAGAAACUCCACCUUCUCCUGACAUGGCUCACCCUGGGCCACUUUCACAUUCAUGGUGGGAGCCUCUUCUAGGAAAAUGUUCACAUCAGUUUUUGAAACAUAACUUUACUCUACAGAGAAAUGUGAAUACACUGGGAAGUGACAUACGGGGUUAUAGAUCAGAAUGUUUGAGAUAUUUUUUAUAUAGUAUGGGAAUAAGCAGUACUUCAACACUUUGUGAGGAAAAAAGAGUUAAUAAUACAGAAAAACACAUACAGUGUUUUCAGUGUGAAAAAUGUUUGACUCCAAAUUCUUUACAACUUCCUGAGCAAUUAAAUCUACUUUGUGACAAGUUCUGCCAUAUAGAUCAACAUAAGAAUGUGUCUAUGAAUCCAGCGAAGCUUAAAUGUCAGUUUACAGGGAUUACUUACCAAGGUAAUGACUCAUGGGACAAGUAUAAUCAUCAUGUAACUCCUAAUGAUGAUCACAUAAGUAAUUGUUUUCUGGAGAAUUGUUACAAAAAUGGUAGAUGUACGGAUGUCUCUGGUCAGUGCACACUAUCUCCUUUCCACCAGCAGUACCAAAGCCAAGAGAAUUUAUCAAAAAAUAAGCAGCAGGAUGAAAUUUUAAAUGGGUCAUCAAAUUGUCCUUGUACUGAAACUAGGAUUAUAGGAGAAUUUUACAGACACGGAUGUGAUAAGUACAGUAAAGUCUCAGUUGAAUCAUCUAACAUAGAGAAGGAUAAUAUAAAUGAUAUUAGAAGAAAACCAGGCCUAUUUAUUAGAAGUGAUAAUUCUUUCAAUUUCCAUUUAAAUGUUCAAAAUGAGUCAAUCCGUACUGGAGAAAAACCUCAGAAAAAUGAAGUAUACAGACCAGAGUUUACCUCUCCUUCAAAUUUUACAGGGCCUUCAAGAUUCUUUGUUGAUCAGAAAUAUAAGAAAUCUGGGAAAUGUUCCAGAUCUUCAGGCCUCAGGAUUAAGAUGCUUCAUAGUGGAGAAAAAGCAUGCAAAUUUACAGAAUGUGGAAAGUCCUUUUCCCAGUUCUCAGGCCUUAGAAAGCAUUAUACAAACCAUACUGAGGAGAAACCUUACAAAUGUAAAGUAUGUGAAAGGACUUUUUGCACAGGAUCAUAUCUACAAAUUCAUCAUAGAAUCCACACUGGAGAAAAACCAUACAGAUGUAAAGAAUGUGGCAAGUCCUUUACUCGUGCUUCUUCUCUUCAAGUUCAUUACAGAGUGCAUACUGGAGAGAAACCUUACAAAUGUACAGAUUGUGGAAGGUCUUUUACCCUGCGCACACAUCUUCAGAACCACCACAGAAUCCAUACUGGAGAGAAACCUUACAAAUGUAAAGAAUGUGGAAAGUCAUUUGCCAAAGGAUCAAACCUUCAAGAUCAUCGCAGAAUUCAUACUAGAGAGAAACCUUACAAAUGUACAGAUUGUGGCAAGUCCUUUACCCUGCGCACACAUCUUCAGAACCACCACAGAGUCCAUACUGGAGAGAAACCUUACAAAUGUAAAGAAUGUGGAAAGUCCUUCGCCAAAGGAUCAAACCUUCGAGCUCAUCACAGAAUACAUACUGGAGAGAAACCUUACAAAUGUACAGAUUGUGGCAAGUCCUUUACAAACAGCUCAUGUCUUCGAAAACAUCACAGAACCCAUACUGGAGAGAAAUCUUACAAAUGUAAAGAGUGUGGCAAGUCCUUUGCUUGGGGUGCCUAUCUUAAAACUCACUACAAAAUACAUAGUAGGAAGAAACCUUAUAAAUGUAAUGAAUGUGGCAAGUGUUUUGCUGAGGGCUCAACUCUUGAAACCCACCACAGACUCCAUACUGGAGAGAAACCUUUCAUAUGUACAGAUUGUGGUAAGUCCUUUUCCUUUAGCUCAUCUCUUCGAAGACAUUGCAAGACCCAUACAGGAGAGAAAUAUUAUAAAUGUAAAGACUGUGGCAAGUCCUUUUCCCAGGACUCACAACUUCAGACUCACCAAAGAAUACAUAAGAGACUGAAACCUUACAAAUGUAAAGAGUGUGUAAAGUCUUUUACCAAAAGAUCGUAUCUUCAAGCUCAUUGCAGAAUCCAUACUGGAGAGAAACCAUUCAAAUGUAAAGAAUGUGGCAAAUCCUUUACCAGGGACUCAACUCUUCAAGUUCAUCAUAGAAUCCACACUGGAGAGAAACCUUACAAAUGUACAGAUUGUGGCAAGACCUUUACCCAGCACUCACAUCUCCAAAGCCACUACAGAAUCCAUACAGGAGAAAAACCUUACAAAUGUAAAGUCUGUGACAAGUCUUUUGCUGUGGGCUCAACUCUUCAAAAACAUCAAAAAAUCCACUCAUGAGAAAACCUUUAUAAAUGUUCAAAUUCCAUUACCUGGUUUUCAAACCCUUUUAUUUAUUUAUUUAUUUUACUUUUUUUUUGAGACAAAGUUUGGAGCCUGUCAUGGAACUAGCUCUUGUAGACCAGACUGGCCUUGAACUCACAGAGAUCUCCAUAUCUCUGUGAUUAAAGGUGUGUGCCACCACUGCCUGACUCUGGUUUUCAAAUCUUAACUAUCACCGUGGAAUCCAUAGUGGACACAAACCUUAGAGAUGUAAAGAAUGUUUGAAAUUUGUUAGCACAACUCUAAAUUUAGAACACAUAAUAUUUAGGUAAGAGACAGAUUCAAGCCUAAUGCUAACUCACUGUUCACCCAAGAAAAAUGAUCUUUAACAUGAGUAGAAUAGAUGGAAACUUCUAACCCAUGUUCAAACCUUAACAUUGGAGAGUAACACCAGGAAAUUCUACACUUGUAUGAUUUGAAAACAUUUUAUCCAGAAAUAAACCUUAUAUUCACUCUUGUAUUUUGAAUGUAAAUGACUCUCACAGGCACAUAGGGAGUGACAGUAUUAAGUGGUGUGGCCUUGUGGGAAGAAGUGUAUCACUGUUUCAAAUGCUCUAGGUUGGCUCAGUGUCACUCUUCCUGCUGCCUGCUGAUAUGAAUGUACAACUCAGCUACCUCUCUACCACAGUACUGCCAUGUUUCCUGUCAUGAUGAUAAUGAACAAUACCCCUGGAAAUGAAAGCCAUCCCCAAUUAAAUAUUUUCCUUUAUAAGAGUUACGGUGGUCACUGUGUCUCCUCACAGCAAUAGAAAUUCCACCUAAGUCAUCAAGAAGCAAUUCCUUUGAAAAUAGGUGAUAUAUGUUCUAAUGUUUAUAUAGAAUUACUCUGAAAUAAUUGUUAAGGAUAUAGAACUUAUAAAAAUUUAAAACAUAAAAACUUGUAUCAAAAUAAGAUUUCUGAUAACUAUCUAAAGUUAAACUUGCAUUUUUUUGUAUAUUCGAGUUGAACACUGUAUUUUCAUUUGUAGCAUAUAUUUUCAGAGUAAAGAUUACUGUGUUGUAGUAUUUGAUCUUUAAUUAUAUGUUUCAGAUUGUUUAUGACAUUAAAUUAACUCUUGUCUUUAUUCCUAAUUAGUAAAUUAAAACAUUUACUGCUG
This is a messenger RNA of Arvicola amphibius (Eurasian water vole), 5018 nucleotides long. Its product is annotated as zinc finger protein 665-like. Gene Ontology annotation, biological process: regulation of DNA-templated transcription. The record is from RefSeq and is a predicted model, not a curated record. The transcript has 4 exons. Bases 916 to 3879 code for a protein of 987 amino acids. Lineage: Eukaryota; Metazoa; Chordata; Mammalia; Rodentia; Cricetidae.